Molecule: messenger RNA, 1207 nt
Organism: Dinoponera quadriceps
Lineage: Eukaryota; Metazoa; Arthropoda; Insecta; Hymenoptera; Formicidae
Gene: CycH
Product: cyclin-H
Exons: 6
Coding region: 137-1132 (331 amino acids)
Biological process (GO): regulation of transcription by RNA polymerase II; regulation of cyclin-dependent protein serine/threonine kinase activity; DNA-templated transcription
Cellular component (GO): transcription factor TFIIK complex; nucleus
Molecular function (GO): cyclin-dependent protein serine/threonine kinase regulator activity
Source: RefSeq, a predicted model, not a curated record
AAAUGUCCACUAAAAGUGACUGAAGUCUCAGUUACUAUCGUACUGUUAGAUGGUCUUUCACGUCAGCCUGUAUGCGGGUCUCGACGAUUAAUUGAUUAAUUUUUAUUUGUUUUUUCUAGUCACACAUACGAUUAAGAUGUUCCCACAAAGUACACAGAAGAAAUAUUGGAUGUUCAGCGAUGAGGCUGACUUAACCACGUUAAGGGAGAAAACUAAUGCUGAUUUUAUCGUAAAACACGGAGCUAACCUGACUCCGGAACAGAAGGAAGAACACUUCCUUUCACACACAGAGGAACGUACACUUCUUCGUUUCUAUGAAUUACAACUGAGGGACUUCUGUCGCCGUUUUAAUCCACCAAUGCCUCGUGCCACUGUAGCCACUGCUUUACAUUACUUUAAAAGGUUUUAUCUUAGAAACAGCGUAAUGGAUUAUCAUCCGAAGGAAAUCUUGGUCACUUGUGUUUACCUAGCAUGCAAAGUUGAAGAAUUUAAUGUUUCGAUAUCUCAAUUCGUGGCAAAUAUUAAAGGUGAUAGAGAAAAAGCAUCUGAUAUCAUUCUUAACAAUGAACUGCUUCUAAUGCAGCAGUUGAAUUAUAACCUCACAGUUCACAAUCCAUUUAGACCCGUGGAAGGAUUAAUGAUUGAUAUUAAGACGAGAUACAUGUCUUUGGAAAAUCCUGAGAAAUUAAGACAAUAUAUAGAUGAGUUUUUAGAGAGGGUUUUCCUGACAGACAGUGUCCUUCUUUAUGCUCCAAGUCAGGUUGCACUGGCUGCAACUUUGCAUGCAGCAUCCAGAGCUUCUGCAAACUUAGACAAUUAUGUUACUGAUAUAUUGUUCUCGAGGGAACAAUUAGGAGGAAUUAUAGAAGCUGUUCGCAAAAUACGCACAAUGGCUAAAUGUGUGGAGCCACCAUUACGGGAAGUAGUAAGAGCUUUAGAAAAGAAAUUAGAUAAAUGCAGAAACCAAGAGAAUAAUCCUGAUAGUGAAAUAUACAAGCAAAGAAUGCAAGAAAUGCUGGACGAAGAAGAUUUACAGGACAGUGAGAGGUAUGCUAAAAUUAUUCAAGAUCAAGCAGCCCACGAUGAAAAAAUUUUGGGAGUUGGUAAAAUAUUAUCUCCUUCUGUUCUUUGAUAUGUAUAUACUUUACUGGUUGUAAUAAAAAUCUUAUCUUAUUUUACUGGUUGUAAUAAAAAUCUUACACAAGAA